This is a messenger RNA of Rhineura floridana, 346 nucleotides long. RefSeq names its product mitochondrial ribosome and complex I assembly factor AltMIEF1. NCBI's taxonomy places the organism in Eukaryota, Metazoa, Chordata, Lepidosauria, Squamata, Rhineuridae. The record is from RefSeq and is a predicted model, not a curated record. The transcript is spliced from 2 exons. The coding region runs from base 134 to 346 and encodes 70 amino acids.
UGCCCCGGAAGAGAAGCAGCCAUGUUGCUGAAUGACCCCGAGAGCAGUGCCGGGAGUGGGAAGAGGUGGGGUCUGAGACCCUGAAACGGGACGAUCUUCUCCGUGAAGUUUGCCCUCCCUUCACUCAUCCUCCAUGGCAGCGUGGACCCGUGAAGCAGUUCUGAACUUAUAUCGCGCUCUACUGCGUCAGGGACGCAACCUACGCUAUACUGAUCGUGAUUACUACUUCGCCUCAAUCCGGCGGGAGUUCCGCAAGAACCAGCAGCUUGAACAGCUCAAAGAUAAGGAGAGACAGCUGGAAAAGGGCCAGCUUUUCUUGCGAAGCAAACUUGGGGGGUUGAUUUAG